AUGAUUUUAAUUUUCAUGACUAUUGAGCUAUAUCCACAGUUGAAUGGACUAACAGCUAUCGGUAUAUCAACAUUACUCUCUGUGUUGUUUGUCGGUGGCGACAUUGACUUGCGUUGGCUAAGAAACUAUGUAAUUGGACCUAUUGUUGAAGAGGUUGUCUAUCGUUCCUCUAUUUGUCCGAUUCUUUACUUUGCAGGAUUCAGUUCAACCAACAUCAUUUUGUUCUCACCAUUACUCUUUGGUCUUUCACAUCUCCAUCAUAUCUAUCCACUUAGAAAGAGACGUUCCGAUAAUAUUAAUAGAAUAGUAACAAGUUGUAAGUUAAUAUAA
Heterostelium album PN500 is the source of this 330-nucleotide messenger RNA. RefSeq names its product CPBP family intramembrane glutamic endopeptidase. NCBI's taxonomy places the organism in Eukaryota, Evosea, Eumycetozoa, Acytosteliales, Acytosteliaceae. Gene Ontology annotation, molecular function: metalloendopeptidase activity. Gene Ontology annotation, biological process: CAAX-box protein processing. The record is from RefSeq and is a predicted model, not a curated record. Gene Ontology annotation, cellular component: endoplasmic reticulum membrane. Bases 1 to 330 code for a protein of 109 amino acids. The transcript has 3 exons.